AAGUUUUCCAGUUUCUAUAAAUUCCCCUUCUCCCCUACUCACUUUUCCUCACAUUUCCUCUUCUUUCCAACCUUUACUCUCUUCUUUUCCCAAGCUCCAAUCUUUAGGAAAAUGGCUCUUGUUGGGUUUUUCUUGGUGGGUUUUCUGGCAAUGGUGUCCUCUGUCAGCUGCUACGGUGGCGGUGGCGGUGGGUGGGUUGGUGCUCAUGCUACCUUCUACGGCGGUGGUGAUGCUUCAGGCACAAUGGGUGGGGCUUGUGGUUAUGGUAACCUGUAUAGCCAGGGGUAUGGAACAAACACUGCAGCUUUGAGCACAGCCAUGUUCAACAGUGGGCUGAGUUGUGGAUCUUGCUAUGAAAUUAAGUGCGUUGGUGACCCAAAAUGGUGCUUGCCUGGCUCCAUUGUGGUCACAGCCACCAAUUUUUGCCCUCCAAACAAUGCCUUACCUAAUAAUGCAGGAGGCUGGUGUAACCCUCCCAUGCACCAUUUUGACCUCUCUCAGCCUGUAUUCCAGCACAUUGCUCAAUACAGAGCUGGAAUUGUCCCUGUUUCCUACAGAAGGGUGGCCUGCAGGAGAAGGGGAGGCAUAAGGUUCACAAUCAACGGUCAUUCCUACUUCAACUUAGUGUUGAUCACCAACGUGGGUGGUGCGGGUGACGUUCAUUCUGUAGCAGUCAAAGGGUCGAGAACUGGCUGGCAAGCAAUGUCAAGGAACUGGGGGCAAAAUUGGCAGAGCAACGCUUAUCUUAAUGGCCAAAGCCUUUCAUUUAAGGUCACUACCAGCGACGGCCGUAGUGUGGUGUCCUCUAAUGUUGCUCCUGCUAGAUGGUCCUUUGGCCAAACUUUCUCCGGUGCCCAGUUCCGCUAAAUUACCUUCCUGCCCUUAAAAUCAAAGGCAGUACAAGUAGUUUAGGGCUUUUUUACUUAAAUACUACUAUAACAGUAUUAUCAAAAGAAGUAGUAGUAGGGUAUAUAUACUGUGUGUCUAAAAAGUCAGUAAAAAUGAGUAUUAGGGCUUAUUUUAAAUAGCCCUUAUUCUCAUAAGUGUGACUUUUUGGUGUUUUCGGUAAUUUUUGCUUCUGCUUGUUAUUGGAAAAGGGCAGAAGAUGGCAGAGGUGGACUCUAACCACCCGCCACUAGUAUUUGAAGAGUAGUGGUUGCUUCUCUUUUUGCAUUUUACGGUUAAUGUAAUCAACUUUGGCUGAUUAUUACUAUGCCCUUAGUUGUUAUGUUUGAAGUCUAUUAUCUUGAGUGUAAAUCUCUAAUUUUCUAGUAUUAAUGAAAAUUAAGUGAUGGUUAGUAUUUA
This is a messenger RNA of Mercurialis annua (annual mercury), 1305 nucleotides long. Its product is annotated as expansin-A1. The transcript has 4 exons. Bases 112 to 867 code for a protein of 251 amino acids. Lineage: Eukaryota; Viridiplantae; Streptophyta; Magnoliopsida; Malpighiales; Euphorbiaceae. Gene Ontology annotation, biological process: plant-type cell wall organization. The record is from RefSeq and is a predicted model, not a curated record. Gene Ontology annotation, cellular component: extracellular region.